GAACGCCUUCUCCCCGUCAUGACGGCCAACCCGAUGCAGACUGUGACCGAGAUCUGCGGCAUAAUUCUGGGGCAGGAGGGCAAGCCUCUGGAUUCGUCCGCCUCCCUCUUUGACCUCGGAAUCGACUCGUUGGGUUUCGGGGAGCUCGUCCUCCAGCUUGAGGGCUCCUUUGGCGACGGCAUCAUCACCGUCGACGACAUCAUGGACUCGCCCUCGAUCCACGCGAUCGCCAACAAGGUGUCGGGCGGCAAGCUCGGCGACCACGCCGCCACCAAGCAGGCCGCGCCCAAGAUCGAGCAGGCCCCCACCGCGCCCACCUCCACCGCGCCGACCGAGAUCGCGGUGUCGGUCACCCCCACGCGGGUCGCGCCCUUCGCGCCCACCUCCGUCCUCAAGACCCCGGCGCCGCCGGUCGCGCCCGUCACGCCCCUCGACGCGGGCGUCAACUCGGCCGUCCUCGAGCGGCUCAGCAUGCUCGAGUCGGCGUGCAAGGAGCUGCGCUCGCUCGUCAUCGCCUCGACGCCCGGCGCCGAGGCGGCGGCCCCGUCCCUGGAGGCGUCCGCCGCCGCGCUCGUGAGCCAGCCCGCCGCCGAGGCGCCAAAGCCCCAGCCCAAGCUCUGGAUCCAGACGACGCACGUGGGUAGCCUGCCGCGCGCGCCCAACGCGAGCGACACGGGCAAGAUCAUCAGCCAGCAGGUCGACGUGGGCAUCGACAUCAUCAACGACGGCGAGUGGAGCCGCGACAACUACGUCGCCGACAUGCUCCAGCGCAUCGACGGCGUCGGCCUCGGCGCGGGCGUGGUGAUGAGCGAGGGGUGGUCGUGCGUCUGCGAGAUGCCGUGCGCCACCGACAUGCGCACCGUGCCCGUGUACGCGAACCGCUUCACCGGCGCGAAUGGGCUCAUCACGCUCAACCCGCGCCGCGUCGCGCAAGCCAACAUGGCGUGCCACGCCCGCCCCACCUACGUGCUCUCCGGCGCGCAGCAGGUCCGCGAGACGGUGCGGCCGCUGCUCGAGUCGCUCGCGGCAGCGGGCCGCUCGCCGUCCGACUCGUUCUGGAGCGCGCCGUCCCCGGGCACGAUGGCCGUCUUCUGCGAGGACCGCUUCUUCCAGGACCACGUGAUGUACGUGCGCGCGCUGGCCGAGGCGAUGCGGCCCGAGUACGAGGCGAUCGCGGCGACCGGCCUGCAGCUGCAGAUCGACUGCCCCGACCUCGCCAUGGGCCGCCACACGCGCCACGCCGACCUGAGCGACGAGGCCUUCCUCGCCGUCGCGGAGGCGAACGUCGAGGCGCUCAACUACGCGCUCGAGAACAUCCCGAUGGAGCAG
Messenger RNA from Emiliania huxleyi CCMP1516, 1329 nucleotides. RefSeq lists its product as hypothetical. The record is from RefSeq and is a predicted model, not a curated record. NCBI's taxonomy places the organism in Eukaryota, Haptophyta, Isochrysidales, Noelaerhabdaceae. The annotation marks the transcript as partial. The transcript is spliced from 2 exons.